Molecule: messenger RNA, 2193 nt
Organism: Knipowitschia caucasica
Lineage: Eukaryota; Metazoa; Chordata; Actinopteri; Gobiiformes; Gobiidae
Source: the annotation of a GenBank genome assembly
AUGGCGGCCACUGAACUAGACCUGUUCUCUAAUGAGGACAAACGAAACUUGCAGCUUGGAGGCCAUGUGGGGUUUGACAGUCUUCCUGAUCAGCUGGUCAGCAAAUCAGUUGCCCAAGGCUUCUGUUUUAACAUUCUCUGUGUAGGUGAAACGGGAAUCGGAAAAUCAACUCUUAUAAAUACUUUGUUCAAUACAACUUUUGAAAAUGAAGAAGCCAGCCAUUAUGAGAAUGAGGUGCAGCUACGUCCACAAACAUUUGAGCUGCAGGAGAGCAACGUCAGCCUGAAGCUCACGAUUGUGCACACGGUUGGGUUUGGUGACCAGAUCAACAAAGAAGAAUGCUACAAACCCAUUAUAGAAUACAUUGACGCUCAGUUUGCAAACUAUCUUGAGGAGGAGCUGAAAAUCAAACGGUCCUUGUUCAGUUACCAUGACACAAGAAUCCACAUCUGCCUGUAUUUCAUUGCGCCCACCGGACACUCCCUGAAGUCACUGGAUCUGGUCACAAUGAAGAAACUGGACAGCAAGGUGAACAUCAUUCCAGUCAUAGCAAAAGCCGAUACCGUUUCAAGAAGUGAAUUGGACAAGUUAAAAAUCAAGAUAAUGAGUGAGCUGGUCAGUAACGGCGUGCAAAUCUACAACUUUCCAACAGAAGACGAGGCAGUCGCAGAGAUCAACGCCUCAAUGAAUACAUAUCUCCCUUUUGCAGUCAUAGGAAGUAUGGAAGAUGUUAAAGUGGGGAACAAGAUGGUGAAAGCGAGAUUAUACCCCUGGGGAUCUGUUCAAGUGGAAAAUGAAAACCAUUGUGAUUUUGUGAAGCUGAGGGAGAUGCUAUUGCGAGUAAAUAUGGAAGAUCUCCGAGAGCAAACGCACGCCCGUCACUACGAGCUGUACCGGCGCUGCAAGCUGGAGGAGAUGGGCUUCAAAGAUGCAGACCCAAACAGCAAGUCCUUCAGCCUCCAGGAGACGUAUGAAACCAAGAGGAAGGAGUUUCUGCUGGAGCUUCAGCGCAAAGAAGAAGAAAUGAGGCAGAUGUUUGUAAACAAAGUCAAAGAAACGGAGGCCGAGCUGAAAGAAAAAGAAAAAGAGCUUCAUGACAAAUUUGAGCAGCUAAAGCGCAUGCACCAAGAGGAAAAGAGAAACCUGGAGGAGAAACGGCGUGAGUUAGAGGAGGAGAUGAAUGCCUUUAACAGAAGGAAGGUGGCAGCGGAGACUCUGAUGGGCCAAGGGCUUCAAGGCGGCUCCCAGCCUUUCAAAAAGGACAAGGACAAGAAGAACUUUUUUACCAAGAUGAUUGACACAGCAACAGCUGCCCCAGGAGCAUUGCCUUUUGCAGUGCAGCUUAAGGCUUUGAUGGAACAGGAGAGUCGAUACCAGCCAAAGCUAGGAGGUCUAAGACAUUUGGAAUGUGCAAAUGACAAUGGCCUCCGCAUGACCACCAAACUGCGAGAGCUGGAGGUGAAGGACCUGCUGUCUCUGACCAGGUUCUUUGGAUUCAGCUCUGAGACGUUCUCUCUGGCCAUCAGCAUCCUGGAUCGCUUUUUGUCUGUCAUGAAGAUUCAGCCCAAACACCUGUCCUGCGUGGGCUUAUGCUGCUUCUUCAUUGCCGUGAAGUCUUCUGAAGAGGAGAAGAAUGUGCCUCUUGCCAAUAACCUGAUCCGCAUCACUCAGAACCGCUUCACGGUGUCAGACAUGAUGAGGAUGGAGACCAUCAUCAUGGAGAAACUCCACUGGAAAGUGAAAGCCCCCACAGCACUGCGCUUUCUCCGCCUUUUCCACAGCCACAUCCAGGAGCAGCUUGACCAUGAGAGCAAGGAGAUUCUCAGCAUCGAACGAUUGGAAGCUCAACUGAAGGCUUGUCACUGCUCAUUUAUUUUUACAAAAAUGAAGCCAUCAUUGUUGGCUCUUGCUUUACUGAACUUUGAACUUCACGAGCAGCAUGAUCCUGAGCACAGUGAUCAAAUAUCCAAGAUCCUCUGUGCUGUUCAGAUGCAGCUUAAUAUUAAGGAUGGUGAUCUGGUGUGUGUGCGAGAGCUGGUCGGGAAGUGCCUGGCAGAAUAUUCCAAGUCCAAGUUCCCCAAGCCAAACCGCAGAAGACUUCGUUGGACCAUUUCAGGAAGAACUGCACGCCAGCUUAAGCAUAGCUACUACAAAAUCACUCAUCUACCCACAAUCCUAGAGUCCGCCAAUUGA